AAGAGCUACCGCCCCAGUAAACUAGCCCUGUCUAGUGUACCGUGUCUCACUAAGCAACAAUGAACCUCACUGAUCUCUCAGCCCUAUACAAAUUUUACAAAAAUAAUUUUACAAUGUUUCACCCAGAUCAGCGAUCCAUAGAUAAAAAUCUCAUGGUGAUAUAUUCGGUGAAGAGAUAUCCAUUGGUGUACAGUAGUUCGUCGAGAAAAGGGCAACGAGAAAUAUGGGAACAGAUUGAUAAAGCUUGUAGGUCAGACAAGAUGCAAGCUCGUAAUCGAUUACGUCAACUAGUUAAUAAUUUUUGCACGCACAUGAAUGUGACCAAGAAAACUCCACUCAGGAAUGCGCAUCGCGAAGAAAUAAAAUCGAUAUCAACAAGGUAUUUUAACGAAAUAAACCAGCAGAGAAGCAGAAAAAUAGAGAAGUCAAUACACUCUCACAACUUGAAAGAAGAUAUUUAUGAGGCCUGAAGAGAAACCGAACAAUUGACCUAUUAAAUUAAAUAUUGAUUCUCGUAUGCUAAAAUAACUGUUCUAUAUAAAAUGUAAUUGUUUUCCCAAAAUGUAAUCGCUGUAUUGGU
Molecule: messenger RNA, 580 nt
Organism: Anastrepha obliqua
Lineage: Eukaryota; Metazoa; Arthropoda; Insecta; Diptera; Tephritidae
Exons: 2
Coding region: 60-470 (136 amino acids)
Source: RefSeq, a predicted model, not a curated record